AGUGCUCUGCACAUAGUAAGCGCUCAAUAAAUACUAUUGAAUGAAUAUAAGCGGCUGUGGCCACCGGCCGUGAGCCAGGGGUUUGGGAGGCGGCGAUGGGAGCGGGACAGGAACAUCUGAGCUCCGCACCCACAGGGACGCUGCUCCAGGCGGGAGAGGCCGGGAAAACUGGGAAAACCGGGAAUGCCGGGCGUGCACGAAGCAAAAGGCGGCCGCAGCUAAGGAACCCGGAGGACACGGGUAACUGGCCACUGACAAAACUUCUUGGAAAUGUUAAACCAGUUUGUAUUCAUCUGUUAGCUCUGGUUAUCACACUUCUGGCCUUCUUGGUGAUUGCUCUGUGCUGCAUGUUGGCAAUAGAAAAAGCCAAGCCUCUCCCAGAAUUCCCUAUAGCUGCUCCUUGCCCAGAUGACUGGAUUGGAUUCCGAGAGAAAUGUUACUAUUUUUCUGAAGACACGAGGAAUUGGACAUCUAGCCAGAGCUUCUGUUCCUCCCGCUCUGCCUCUCUCACUGGGAUUGACACUCAGCGGGAAAUGGACCUGUUGUUGCGACACAAAGGUCCCUCUGACCACUGGAUCGGACUGAGCAGGGAACCGGGCCAGGACUGGAAAUGGACAAACGGCACAAAGUUCACCGGCUGGUUUGAAGUUAAAGGAAGAGGAGAAUGUGCUUAUCUAAAUGAUGAAAGAGUUAGCAGUGCCAGAAGCUACACAGACAGAAGAUGGAUCUGUAGCAAACCUGGCUUUUAUGCCCAGAGGAGAAAAAAUGCUUCCAAGGAUCACCCACAGAACUCCCAAAUUGAAUAGGAGAUGUGCACUGUAAGUUGCUAUAUGCAGUUGCUGUCAGCUGGAUUGGGUUUUACUGAGACUGUUAUAGGAGAGAGCGCUAGGCUGGAAGUUAUCCCGGGCAGAUGGAUCUACCACCAUUUUGGUUUCGAUCUAGGAAUUGCAGUCAGUGAGGGCUGCCUGAAAGUCAACCACACGCUGAGGUUUCCCCCUCUCAGCUACACUGUACUGACGAUUCCCAAAAAGGAUGAAAUAGCAACUUACAAUGGGCAUUUCCUUUCCUGCCCCCUGCAUCCCUUUCUAUAACUGUCCUUCUCCCUAAACCCUUCCCCCGCAGGGUCGUAGACUGAGCCCCACGUGGAACAGGAAGAGUGUUUGACCCGAUUAAAUUGUAUCUACCCCACUGCUUGGCUCAUAGUGAGCACUGAACCAAUAGCACAGUCAUUAUCAUUAUUAUUGUCUCAGGAACCUUUCAGCCUGUGAGAAUGUGACAUUCUUACUCUACCUGAAAUAUCAGUACAGAAGAUAAUAAAGGUCUAUUAAAGCUGGUUUUUAUGAAGCGCUUCAACGUAUACGAAGUGUUUGGGCUUAAUAAAGCAUUUUUAGACCCUUUCACAGA
Messenger RNA from Ornithorhynchus anatinus (platypus), 1404 nucleotides. Its product is annotated as C-type lectin domain family 2 member D-like. The transcript has 5 exons. Bases 96 to 806 code for a protein of 236 amino acids. Lineage: Eukaryota; Metazoa; Chordata; Mammalia; Monotremata; Ornithorhynchidae. The record is from RefSeq and is a predicted model, not a curated record.